UGUUCAGGUUCAGGCUUUGAUGCUGAAUAUAAGCUGCAGUGUUUCUGUAUCAAUCUGCUUUAAGUUUAGUGUGACUUUAUCUCCACACUGACUUAUGACUGACACGAGUCUGUCCUCAGUGAAGUGUCUCUUCACGCUGGAGGAGGAGUCCCGCUCAUCAGCGCUGACACUUUAUUGAUAUAUAUGGAGAAAAUAAAAAUGCUGCUUUCUGAUUUGUCACUGAUUGUGUUUGAUGAUUUCCUCUGUUGUGUCUAAUAAGGUAACAGUGAGUGUCAUUGGCAGCUGUGAGUCUCUCUCUCUCUUUAGGGGGCUGACAGGAGCCAGUUUCUUCAGUGUGUUUGAGGGAGCAGACGAGAAACUUGUGCUGACAGAGUCAAACAGACGGUGUAACGAACAGAAGAAGAUGGAGGGAUGUCUGACAUUCAUUUUACUCUCCUCUAUGAUCAUUAUAACCACAUCUGACUUCAAAACUGUUAGGUUGGUCAGUGACAACAGUCUCUGUGCUGGUCGAGUAGAGGUUCAUCAUGAUGGUCAGUGGGGGACAGUGUGUGAUGAUGAGUGGGAUAUGACUGAUGCUGCAGUGGUGUGUAGAGAACUGGACUGUGGGGAGGCUGUAGAGGCUCUGGGUGAUGAUAAGGCUCAUUUCGGAGAAGGAUCAGGACCAAUCUGGAUGGAUGAUGUGGACUGUAGUGGAUCAGAGUCAACAUUGAAGAACUGUACAUCAGGAGGAUGGGGUGUUAAUAACUGUGGUCAUGGUGAAGAUGCUGGAGUCAGAUGCUCUGAAGUCAGGCUGGUUGGAGGUUCUCACUGCUCUGGGAGGUUAGAGAUCCGUCAUAAUCAAACGUGGGUGUCAGUGUGUGACGCUGCCUUUGACCAGCAGGAUGCAGAGGUUGUGUGUAGAGAGCUGGACUGUGGGGCUCCUGUACAGGUGCUGGGAGCAGCUACUUUUGACAAAGAAGACAAUCAGAUGUGGACACAAGAGAUUCAGUGCAGAGGAAAUGAAUCAUUCAUUCGAUUGUGUCCAACUUCACAUGACAUACAGUGCUCUCAAGAAAACAGUGUGGGACUGAUAUGUUCUGAGACUGUUAGGUUGGUUGGUGGUAACAGUCCCUCUGCUGGUCGAGUGGAGGUUCAUCAUAGAGGUCAGUGGGGAACAGUGUGUGGUUAUAACUGGGAUAUGACUGAUGCUGCAGUGGUGUGUAGAGAACUGGGAUGUGGAGAGGCUUUACAAGCACCACAAUAUGGUCAAUUUGGACCAGGAUCAGGACCAAUCUGGAUGGAUAAUGUAGCCUGUAGUGGAUCAGAGUCAACACUGAAGGACUGUAGAUCAAGAGGAUGGGGUAAACAUUACUGUGCUCAUUCUCUAGAUGCUGGAGUCAGAUGCUCAGAUCACAAACAGUCUAGGCUUGUUGACGGGUCUCACCUCUGCUCUGGGAGAUUAGAGUUGAUUCAUGGGAACACAUGGCACACAGUGUGUGACGCUGCCUUUGACCAGCAGGAUGCAGAGGUUGUGUGUAGAGAGCUGGACUGUGGGGCUCCUGUACAGGUGCUGGGAGCAGCUGCUUUUGGCAAAGGAGACGCUCAGAUGUGGACACAAGAGAUUCAGUGCAGAGGAAAUGAAUCUUUUAUAUCUUUCUGUCCAACAUCAUCAUCUCUCAAAUACAACUGUACCCAUGAGAAUGACAUUGGACUGUUAUGUUCUGGUUACACUGAUCUCAGACUGGUAAAUGGUUCAGACUCUUGUUCUGGAAGAGUGGAGCUUCGAUUCAUCAAUGAGUGGGGCACAGUGUGUGAUGCAUGCUGGGAUAUGAGAGCUGCCAGUGUCCUCUGUAGACAGCUGAAUUGUGGGAUUGCUGUGUCUGUUGUGGGAUCAGACUGGUUUGGAGAGGGAAGUGGUGAAAUCUGGGCUGAUGUGUUUGAUUGUGACGGGAAUGAAACAAAACUCUCAGAAUGUUCCAUCUCUUCAUGGAGUCGAGCUGAAUGUUCUCAUAGACGAGAUGUUGGAGUCAUCUGCUCUGAAACUGAACAGCACAUCAGUCUGGAGAGAGCUGUCUAG
Molecule: messenger RNA, 2056 nt
Organism: Labeo rohita (rohu)
Lineage: Eukaryota; Metazoa; Chordata; Actinopteri; Cypriniformes; Cyprinidae
Product: scavenger receptor cysteine-rich type 1 protein M130
Exons: 7
Coding region: 233-2056 (607 amino acids)
Cellular component (GO): membrane
Source: RefSeq, a predicted model, not a curated record